CGUCGGCGAAGAGCGUGUCCUCGAAGUCGACGUCGAGUACGCUAUCGAAACUGGAACUCAUCAACAAUUCCAUCAAUUCAUCCGAAACUAUGUCUACGGCUGACUCCGAGAGGGAGUCAUCUGUGAUGUCAGACGCCCGCCGAUCGCCUAAAAAGGCCGCUAAGGAUCAGAUGUUCACCAGAAGUAACUGUUUGGGUGGCAAUCAAUGCGAGGCCGGUUGUGAAGUGCAUAAGAAGAUGAGAAGGAGAGGAGGCAACAGAUCCGCGGGUAUUGUGAUACCCAAUUCAGGUCAAGGACUUGAGCCAGAAAUCGAAUUCAGUGAUGACGACGAAUAUGCAUUGCAUAACAGAUUAAAUCAUCAAAUACUCGGCGAUUAUCAACACAAUGGCUACAGAAUUACCGCAAACAACGGUAGAAAUACCAGAAGACAGCUCUACAGCGAAGACGAUGACUACGACGACGAAGAAGAGGAUGAGAUAACAGUUUACCUCAAAACUGAUAGAUUCUGUGACACCACCUGUGCUGAAACGAGUCCACAA
Molecule: messenger RNA, 539 nt
Organism: Medioppia subpectinata
Lineage: Eukaryota; Metazoa; Arthropoda; Arachnida; Sarcoptiformes; Oppiidae
Source: the annotation of a GenBank genome assembly